AUGCUACUCGGGAUAGCAAAGUCUGCCUCACUACCAUCACGACUUCUGCACCCUAGUAGAUUCUACACAACACCGACAUCGUCUUAUCGUGCUGUACCCGUCUUACCCGAUGCCUCAUUGACGACAUUUCGAGACCACGCUUUCAUCCCUGCUGUACCAUCUCUCCUACCUCGAGGAUCGUUUUCGUCUAUUCCGGCUAGUGAAACAUGGUUCCAUAAGUCUUCGGAGCGUGAUGGUUGUUACCAUCUCAAUACUGCUUACCUGAACAAAUGGGGGUCAACUGUUGUUCCCUUGGAAAUUACGAAUGAAGAUGGCAGAUUCGCUCAGAUCCAUCAACCUCUUAAAUUCUUUCUCGAUGCUUCAGAACUCGAGACCAAGACUAGCAUUUAUCUAGCACAGGCUUCCUUAUCUGAUCUGCCAUCCUCCCUCCUGGAAGAUCUACCUACACCAGAACUCGUGUCUAAGGCCGGCAAAGGCGAUGUCUACGAUACCAGUAUCUGGUUGGGUCGAGCGCCGACCUAUACACCUCUGCACCGUGACCCCAAUCCGAAUCUAAUUGCUCAGCUGGCCGGCAANAAGCAAGUUCGGCUCUUCAAGCCUGACUUGGGCAACGCCAUCUUUCAUCAUGUUCAGACGAGCAUCGGAGGAGCUGCGAACGCUACCAUCAGAGGCGCCGAGAUGAUGGAAGGUGCUGAACGUACAGCACUCGAACAGGCCGUCUGGAAUCCUUCCUCAAACGCUUUCUGGGCAUUUCAAGGUCUGCAGUGUGAAGUCGGUCCAGGCGAUGGUCUAUUCAUUCCGAAAGGAUGGUGGCAUAGUAUCAAGGGCGUUGGACAGGGUAUGAUUGGCUCUGUGAACUGGUGGUUUCGAUGA
This is a messenger RNA of Aureobasidium uvarum, 873 nucleotides long. The record is from the annotation of a GenBank genome assembly. Lineage: Eukaryota; Fungi; Ascomycota; Dothideomycetes; Dothideales; Saccotheciaceae.